UGGCUGUCAUGGGACGAGGGAAAAAGUCCGUCUGUACCAAUGAGAUCCCGGUGAACUUGCUGAUUUCACCAUCACGUGCAGCGGCGGGACGGAAAGGGGCGUCCACCCGGGAGAGAAGCGGGGUGGGGGCCGGAGGGCUGGGCGCGUGGGACGCAGGCGCCUUGAGCACCCGGUAGCGGCGGCGGCGGAGACACCGGCGGAGGGAACCGGGUCCCGAACCCGAGCAGGCAGCGGCGGCCAUGGCGGCAGACGGAGAGCGCUCUCCAUUGCUCUCCGAGCCCAACGACAGCGGCGCCAGCGGCAACGGGCUGGUGGGGCCCGGCGGGGGCGGGGCCGGCUCCGGGGGAGGCCUGGUUCCCUCAGCGCCGCCGUACGGAUCCGGGAAACAUGCCCCUCCUCAGGCGUUCCCUCCAUUCCAGGAGGGGCACCCGGCUGUGUUGCCCGGGGAGGACCCACCGCCAUACUCACCCCUGACCAGUCCAGACAGCGGCAGUGCCCCUAUGAUCACAUGCCGAGUCUGCAAUUCUCCUAUCAAUGUGGAAGGCAAGAUGCACCAACAUGUUGUUAAAUGUGGUGACUGCAACGAAGCCACACCAAUCAAGAAUGCUCCACCUGGGAAGAAGUAUGUUCGAUGCCCAUGUAACUGUCUCCUCAUCUGCAAAGUGACUUCCCAACGGAUUGCCUGCCCUCGGCCCACCUGUAAAAGAAUCAUCAAUCUGGGUCCAGUACACCCGGGACCCCUGAGUCCAGAACCACAGCCUGUAGGUGUCAGCGUCAACUGUGGCCAUUGCAAGAAUACCUUUCUGUGGACGGAGUUUACAGGUCGAACCUUGGCACGUUGCCCCCACUGCAAGAAAGUUUCAUCCAUUGGGCGAAGGUAUCCCAGGAAGAGAUGCAUUUGCUGCUUCCUACUUGGGCUACUAUUGGCUGUUACAGCCACAGGCUUAGCAUUUGGCACAUGGAAGCAUGCCCGACAGUAUGGGGGUAUUUAUGCAGCUUGGGCAUUUGUCAUCCUUCUGGCUGUGCUCUGUCUAGGCCGGGCUCUCUACUGGGCUUGUAUGAAGGUCAGCCACCCUGUCCAGAACUAUUCUUGAGCCCCAAGAUGACCCACUAACUGUGCCUGGCCCCUCUCUAGAAGGACAGUGACACUACAGAGGGGAAUGGGAAUGUCCCCAUGGCUUCCAUAAGAGGAGCCAGGCUGUUGUCCUCCUCUUCUAUAGGGGAAAGAGAUGGGAAGGAUCUGGGCCCUCAAAGACAAACAAGAUUGGAAGGGUGUGGGUGGGCCGCUGCUGGCUGUUCAGGACCUUCUGAGGGCUGCCUGUGCUUGGGGUGGAGUGGGAGAUAAAAUAUCCUUACCCCAAGUUCUGAAAAAUGGUUAUAGCUCUUUUUCCUUCCUCCAUCCUUUCCUAAGGGGGCAUUCCUGUCCCUCAAACAUUCCAGGGCAGGGUAGGGGUAGGCAGCCCUGGGAGUUUCCCUCCCUUUUGCACCCCCAGGACCUUGCUGCUGCUAUUGCACUUCACCAGGGGGUAACUCCAAUUUGGCUGCCCUCUUGGCCUCCUCUCCCCACCCCUUUCCAUGCCCUGUGGGGGUGGGGUCAGCCGCUGCUCUGUACAGUACCACGGGAACCGAUGUGUAUAUAGCUAUUUAAUGUGGGGUAUGUUCCCCAACCUGUGUUCCCUCUCCCCAAGUCCUUCCUUUCUUACCGGUUGUGGCCGGUUUGCCUGUCUUUGGGGAUCAGGGGCUAAUCCUGUGCUUGUAAAUAAAUGAAGUUGUGACUACCUUA
Messenger RNA from Dromiciops gliroides (monito del monte), 1783 nucleotides. It is a transcript of the gene PIP4P1, whose product is annotated as phosphatidylinositol-4,5-bisphosphate 4-phosphatase 1. Gene Ontology annotation, cellular component: plasma membrane; phagocytic vesicle membrane; late endosome membrane. Gene Ontology annotation, molecular function: phosphatidylinositol-4,5-bisphosphate 4-phosphatase activity. The coding region runs from base 240 to 1094 and encodes 284 amino acids. Lineage: Eukaryota; Metazoa; Chordata; Mammalia; Microbiotheria; Microbiotheriidae. The record is from RefSeq and is a predicted model, not a curated record. Gene Ontology annotation, biological process: phosphatidylinositol dephosphorylation. The transcript is spliced from 7 exons.